UGCUUCUGUCUAUUCCUAAAUCAAAAGCUCUUUUCCAAAACAUAAUCUACUUCUUAAUCAAGCUCGUGUUUAAAUGACUGAUGCAUUCAGAUCAUUCUUUAUUAUUAUUAUCUUUUGUAGGUUCAUUCAUCUCACCUUUUAGUCCCAAUCUCAAUGAAGUCCCACACUUGCAAAAGAGAUCAAUCAAAAUAAAGACGCAAGAAAAAAGAAACAAACACACCACCAAUUAAGAAAUCAAAGAUGUUUCAACUUAGUGGGAUUCUCUUUCCCUCAAAGCAGCAUUUCUUCUUCUUCUUUACAUCAUAGGGAUAAAAAAAUUGAACAAUACCUUUUGUGGGUCCUUUAAAGGCACUAACUUCUAAAAGAGUCAUCUUCUUUAUGUGAAUUUUUAUUUCAAUAUUGUUGCUCCUAUUGGCUUCAUUAUUACACAAACCCUCCAUUUCUCUUCACAACCCAUGUUUUUGUUCUCUUGUGUUUAGAGUGUUUCAGCUUAUCUAUGGCUCACUCAGGUACCAAAAGCUUUGUUAUUCUUACACAGAACGGUGAAAGAUUUUGCAAUCCACUAAGAAAUUGCUUUACAUGGAACCAUUUGAUCUUACAAUGCUUCAUGGUCUUAACUUUUGUGGGGAACACUUCUUCAUCAACUCAACCAGAUAUAGAAGGAGGAGCUUUGUUGCAGCUCAGAGACUCACUUAAGGAUUCAAGCAAUCGUCUAAGAUGGACACGAGAUUUCGUGAGCCCUUGCUUUAGCUGGUCUUAUGUCACCUGCAGAGACCAGAGUGUUGUGGCUCUGAGUCUUGCCUCAAAUGGAUUCACAGGAACACUCUCUCCAUCUAUUACAAAACUGAAGUUCUUGGUUACACUAGAGUUACAGAACAACAGUUUAUCUGGUACUUUACCGGAUUAUAUAGGGAACAUGAUUAAUCUUCAGACGUUAAAUCUCUCAAUGAACAGUUUCAACGGCUCAAUACCCGCCAGCUGGAGUCAGCUCUCGAAUCUAAAGCAUUUAGAUCUCUCAAACAAUAACUUAACAGGAAGCAUCCCAACACAGUUCUUCUCAAUUCCAACAUUCGAUUUCUCCGGAACUCAUCUUACAUGUGGUAAAAGCUUGAACCAGCCUUGUUCUUCAAGCUCUCGUCUUCCAGUCACGUCCUCCAAGAAGAAGCUAAGAAACAUCACUUUAACCGCAACUUGUGUUGCUUCUGUAAUCUUAUUCCUUGGAGCUAUGGUUAUGUAUCACCACCAUCGCCGUCGCAGAACCAAAAACGACAUAUUUUUCGAUGUAGCUGGUGAAGAUGACAGGAAGAUCUCCUUCGGACAGCUAAAAAGAUUCUCUUUGCGUGAAGUUCAGCUAGCAACAGACAGUUUCAACGAGAGCAAUUUGAUCGGACAAGGAGGGUUUGGAAAAGUGUACAGAGGUAUGCUUCCAGACAAAACAAAAGUUGCAGUGAAACGCCUUGCGGAUUACUUCAGUCCUGGAGGUGAAGCAGCUUUCCAAAGAGAGAUUCAGCUCAUUAGCGUCGCGGUUCAUAAGAAUCUCUUACGCCUUAUUGGCUUCUGCACAACUUCCUCUGAGAGGAUCCUUGUGUAUCCAUACAUGGAGAAUCUUAGUGUCGCAUAUCGACUAAGAGAUUUAAAGGCGGGAGAGGAAGGGUUAGACUGGCCAACAAGGAAGCGUGUGGCUUACGGUUCAGCUCAUGGUUUAGAGUAUCUACACGAGCACUGUAACCCCAAGAUCAUACACCGCGAUCUCAAGGCUGCAAACAUACUUCUAGACAACAACUUUGAGCCUGUUCUUGGAGAUUUUGGUUUAGCUAAGCUUGUGGAUACAUCGCUGACUCAUGUCACAACUCAAGUCCGAGGCACAAUGGGACACAUUGCGCCAGAGUAUCUCUGCACAGGAAAAUCAUCAGAGAAGACAGAUGUUUUCGGUUACGGUAUAACACUUCUUGAACUAGUUACUGGUCAGCGUGCAAUCGACUUUUCGCGCUUGGAAGAGGAGGAAAACAUUCUCUUGCUUGAUCAUUGUUGGAUGUGUAUGAAACAGAUAAAGAAGCUGUUGAGAGAACAGAGACUGAGAGACAUUGUUGAUUGCAAUUUGACUACUUAUGACUCGGAAGAAGUUGAAACCAUUGUUCAAGUGGCUCUUCUAUGUACACAAGGCGCACCAGAAGAUAGACCAGCGAUGUCUGAAGUGGUUAAGAUGCUUCAAGGGACUGGUGGUUUGGCUGAAAAAUGGAUUGAGUGGGAACAACUUGAAGAAGUUAGGAACAAAGAAGCAUUGUUGCUUCCGACCUUACCAGCUACUUGGGAUGAAGAAGAGUCCACCAUAGAUCAAGAAUCUAUCAGGUUAUCGUCAGCAAGAUGAAGUUGAAGGAGCUUUAGAAAGAUAUUUAAAAAAAAACUUUGCAUUACAUGUAUAAAAGAUAAACCUAGAAAGUGUAUUUGAUUUGCUAACUGUAUUAAAACAGGUGGGAAACUAAGUAAACACACAAGCUUGGUUUGUGUAAUAGAUCGUAUGAUAUAUAUACAUAUACCUAGCUGUGUUUUUGUAUAUAUGAAUUGGUUAUUGUCUCCAUAACAGUUUCCUCUGUUUUUGGCG
Messenger RNA from Brassica napus (rape), 2602 nucleotides. Its product is annotated as probable LRR receptor-like serine/threonine-protein kinase At5g63710. Lineage: Eukaryota; Viridiplantae; Streptophyta; Magnoliopsida; Brassicales; Brassicaceae. Gene Ontology annotation, molecular function: protein kinase activity; protein binding; ATP binding. The record is from RefSeq and is a predicted model, not a curated record. Gene Ontology annotation, biological process: protein phosphorylation. Bases 497 to 2368 code for a protein of 623 amino acids. The transcript has 10 exons.